Molecule: messenger RNA, 6278 nt
Organism: Lepisosteus oculatus (spotted gar)
Lineage: Eukaryota; Metazoa; Chordata; Actinopteri; Semionotiformes; Lepisosteidae
Source: RefSeq, a predicted model, not a curated record
GCAGGACAGUGUCUGGAGCAGACAGACCUGCGGCUCCUGGCCUCCAGGUCCGUGUGAUGCUCUUGAGGCCGUGUUGGGGCGCGUUAGGGAAGUGUGUUCUAGAUUCGUUUGGGCUCUCGAGUUCCACAUCACUUCUGGACCCCUGAGUGAUGGAGUUCUGGACAGGCCCGGAGGGGCAGCAGGCCUGGGACCCCAGAUUCGGGGUAGAAGUGGGGCGAUACGGAUGCCCAGAGGAGAGAUUCCAGCUGGAGCCUGAUGGGCUGCCAGCUUUCAGCUCCUGGACCAUCCCAGGAUCACGAAGAGGGGGAGUCCUGCAGGACUACACCAACUGGGCAGCCUGCCCCCUCCCUCCCCGCUGGCCCUUCACCCUGGACCGUCAGCCUGGAGACCCCAGGAAGGCCGAGGUGCCGGGGCGGGAGAGGAAGUGGGGGCUGCUGGAGGGAGUGACCCGGGAGCGUGAGGCAGAGAGCGGGGUGCAGAGAGAGGGGUCGGGACAGCGGAGGGGGCCGUGCAGCCCAAGCCUGCGCAGGGUGGAGCGGAGGAGCCAGAGCGACAGCUACCGGCAGCUGGAGGCCUGGGCCGCCCGCUACUGGCACUCUCUGCCCAGGAAGCGGCACCAGGAGGCGGGCUCCUGGGGGCCCCAAGCGUGGGGGGGGCAGGAGAGCGGGAGGUGGUCGCAGUGGGGUGCCAGGGAGGGUGGGCCACUGCGCCAGGGGGUGCCCAGUGCUGGUCCUCCUGCAUCCCUGCGCCGGGGGGUUUAUCCAGAGGAACAGAGGACAGUGAACCCCUACCUCAGCCUGCCUCGGCCCCAGAGCCUGCAGCGCCACAGGGGGCCGCAGAGCAAAGAGAACCAGCCCGGGCGGCUUGGCCAGAGGCUGUUUGGCCAGCCCCCUUCUUACGUGCCACCGCCACCCUACAGCUCCCCCCACAGGACAGUGCGGCAACAGGAGCAGGCAGAGAAAAGGGAAGUGAAGAGACCCGGGCAUCCCGGAAUAGACAGACCCCCAUCGGAGUGGGAGCAGCCCCCCCACGGCCCUGCCAGCCCCCCUCCUGGGACCUGCAGGAGCGAGAGGGAGAGCGAGGCAGGGGAGGAACGGACAGAGAGAAAGAAAACAGAGAGACCGGGUCUUGAAAGCUGGCGUGAGCAGAUUGGGUACAGCACCUGGGGAGGGUCCAGCGCACACCCUAAACCACCGCUAGGGGGCGCCACCCAGGCAGAGCACCCCAGAAACGCACAGGUGGGGGGCAGGCCAGGGGCGGGGGAACCAGAAGUCUCCGGCACCACUAAGACCAAGACGAAGAGGAAGAGCCCAAGGGAGACCGUGUUCUGCCUGGUGUCCCAGCCGGGGGACUCUGCAUCCUUCCCAGAAGCCUCAAAAUCCUUUUCUCUUCCAAGACCCGGAUCCUCAGCCCCGCCCAGUCGGGGGGGCACUGGGGUGGGAUCUCUGGGGGGUGCAGGGCAGGAAAAGAGUGAGAGAGCUUCCCACAGCAGAGACAGAGCUCGCGCAGGGCCGGACCCCAGUUUCACGGGGGGUACCUUCCCCCAGGCUCGUUCGCCUCCUCUGGGGCUUGGCAGCAGCUCCAGUCCCCAGCCCGGCCCGGCUCUGACGGACACCUGGCCAGCAGGCGCCCAACAGCACGAGCUGCUCCGAGCCGUCCAGAGGGAGCCCAGAGUCCCGGCGGACAGCUGGGAUCUAAAAUUCCAGACUGUGCCGCGGCGGAGAGGCAGGGAGAGGAAGAGAGCUGUCAUGACAGGGGUGGAUGUCAGCGAAGAUGGCACGCCCUCAGCCCCCAGGACAAGAGGACAGCAGGCCGACGGUCCGGACCGGCCCUGGUUCCCCCUCUGGAGAGAGCCCAGCCGCCUGGCCCAGCCCCGGAAUUCUCCUUCCCUGCAGGGAGGGACAGGAGACCAGAAGGUAGCGGGAAAGCCAGGAAAAGUCAGGAGCGAUUACUACAGCGCAGACAGCAAAGAUCAGACUCAUUUUCCAAGCCAGGGAGACAAAAGUCAGAACAUAUACAGCUGUGCAAAGGGCAAAUCCCCAAGCAAGCGCUGUUCAGAUCGCAGCAAAACAGUGAGGGAUUCCUGCCUGGAAGCUGGCAAAGCCCCGAUCGAUAAUCCCAGCGAGAGCAGGGCAGGACAUGGGGAAGGGCAGGUGUCAGACCGAGGGGAGAACACAGAGCGAGAACCUGACAGCACCCCCAUCAGAAACGGAUUCCUGGUCAUUGACGCCACCUGUGUUGUAGUCCGGGCUGAAUUCAUCGUUCCACCCCAAAAAGAGCAUGUCAAGUACAGCUCCGCGGCGCCUGCUGACACAGAGCCCUGUACAGACAGCAGCCAUUGCCCUGGUCAGCCUGAGUCAAAGGCUGCUGCUCUGAGCCACAGUCCAACCGCUGGCGGAGGAGAGACAGGGGACCCUUCGCCCAGCAGGGGGCCCCAGUGGUCUGAUCUGCUGCCAAACCACACUUUGAGCAAUGAGCACAGGGAGACUCCCAGAACACGACGCCUGCAGGAACCCAGUGACAGAGGGCCAAGGGAAGUUCUCAGUCCCCUCCCCACUGGUCCGCGGAUCCCUGCCAAUGAAACUUUGGAAGAGCGAGCCGUGAGGAUCUUGGGAAUCCCCCUCCAGGAUUCAGGGUCCGAGCUGGGGGGUGUCCCCUGCCCGAUUUCCGAGAGAGAGCCGUUAACAAGCAAACCCAUGUGGUUGGACGCCAUAGAGCAGCCUGGUGUCCAGCUGCCUGUCAAUGACUUGCGCCAGGCUGACACCUGGGAGGCUGAGCAGACAGUGGAACUGUCAGGGCAGGACGCCUGUCUGUUCACAGCUGAGAUCCAGCUGCACAGAAGCUCCAGCAGACUUGUGAAGGGAGAGGACAGUGUCUCUGGUUUGGAGAUAGCAGAGACAUGGGACAGUGUAUCUGGUUUAGCACCAGCAGAGACAGAGGACAGUGUGUCCAGUUUGGAAACAGCAGAAAGAGGGGACUGUGUCUCUGGAUUAGCAACAGUAGAAACAGGGGAUAGCGUCUCUGAUUUAGAAACAGAAGAAACAGGGGACAGUGUGUCCAGUUUGGAGAGGGCUGAGACAGGAGACAGUGUAUCCAGUUUGGAAACAGCAGAAACAGGAGACAGUGUCUCUGCCUUAGCAACAGUAGAGACAGGGGAUAGUGUCUCUGGUUUGGAGACAGCAGAGACAGAGGACAGUGUCUCUGCUUUGGAAACAGCAGGAACAGGGGAUAGUGACUCUGGGUUGGAGACAGCAGAGACAGAGGACAGUGUGUGUGGUCUGGAGACAGCAGAGACAGACAACAGAGAAGCGCCUCUCAGAUACACAUGCCUUUCACUGGAAGAAACGCAGGAACUUCCCCAGGACAAAAAGACUGUCUGCAAGAGAGAGUCCUUAGCUCUUCCUCUGCUCAACCCAGAGGAGAUUCACUCCUCCUCUCCCACUCCCCGUCUCUCUCACUCUCCUCUUCUCCCCUUCUCUUCCUGUCCUAGUAACCCUCCCUGCCCAAUGCCUGGCUCCCCUCAAUCCCAUUCACCCUCCCUCUCUCCUUCCCAGUCUCCCUCCCUGUCUCCUUCCCAGUCUCCUUCCCGAUCUCCCUCCCUGUCUCCUUCCCAGCCUCCCUCCCUGUCUUCUUCCCAGUCUCCUUCCCAGUCUCCAUCCCUGUCUUCUCCAUCCUUGUCUCCUUCCCAGUCUCCAUCCCUGUCUCCCUCCCAGUCUCCUUACCAGUCUCCCUCCCAGUCUCCCUCCCUUUCUCCUUCUGCUGCCAGGUGCCACAGCCCUGACACCCAUUUCCAGGGCAGGGUGCUUCGCUCUUGCCUCCUGCCCCAUCCUCCUCCUCCUCCCCUACCCAGGAAGUGGUCUCCUUACCCCAAGACCCUCAGAGAGGCAGUCUUCCGCAUUCGCAGGCAUACCGCCCCCGAUUCGGAAACCGAGGAGGAAGAGGAGUGGGCAGAGCACUGGGAGCGUGGAGAGAGGAUGGGGAAAGAGGUGGACGAUUCUGAGGUGUCUUCUUUUGGGGCUAGAAGCGAAGAGUCAGGACCUCAAGGCUCUCAAAGCACAGAGGUUCGAGGACCAGAUGAGACUGGCAUGUCAGAAGAGAUGGGAUCUCUGGAAAUCUCCAGGAGGGGGGAGGAGCUACAGGGCGGUAUGGGGGAGGGGCCACGUAUUGAUGUGGAGGAGGGGCUAAAUAGUGAUAUGGGGGAGGGGCUACAGAUCGAUGUGGGGGAAGGGCUACAGUGGGAUGUGGGGGAGGUUCUUAAGAGUGAUAUGGGGGAGAGGCUACAGUGGGAUAUAGGGGAGGGGCUACAGGGGGGUGUAGGGGAGGGGCUACAGAUUGAUGUGGGGGAGAGACUACAGAGGGAUAUGGGGGCGUGUCUACAGGGGGAUGUAGGGGAGGGGCUACAGUGGAGUCUGGGGAAGAGGUUACUAGGUAGCCUGAAGGAGGAGCUUCGAAAUGAGCUGGGGGCAGAGCUAUUUGGGAGCCCAGGGGAGGGAUUGCCGGAAGGGUUUCAAGGAGCUCUGUGGGAGAGUCUGCAGGACAGUCUGGGGGAGCAGAUAAAAAUAAGGGCCGAGGAAGCCGACGCGCUGUCCUGCAGCAGCUCCGACAGUCACACCUCCCGGGACACUGUGAUCAUGGGUCAGCCAGCGUCCUUUGGCAGGGAGGAGGGGAAGGAGGAUGGAAGUUUUGGGGAGCCAGAGGCACGUGUGGGGAGCAGAACUGGGGAGAUGGAUGGGGAAAUGGGAGGGGGUGUAGGAGUAGUGGGUGAGAAAGAGUCUCCGAAUGAGGGGUCUGGUCUAGGAGGGAGUGUCUGGGAUCCAGAGAGAGAGCAGCUGGGAAGUCCUGGAGAACCGGAGCCUGAUGUGUUUGAGAUGAAGAGUGGGCAGGAGGAGGAUGAGGAGGAGAGCGGAGAUCUGGGGCCCACUGAAACAGGGCUAGGAGGGGGAGAGGAAGCUGGGGUGCCCAGAGAGGGGGAGAGUCACCACAGCAAGAGGCACCCUGAUGGAGAAGAGGAGGGGGGCUUGCGAGGGGCUGUAAGGGACAGCAGUGAGGCGGGAGCAGGGUGUGUGGACACCACUCGAGGCAGAGGAGGUGCUGAGGAAGAGCUGGCCCAGGAGGAGGGAAGGCAGGGAGAAAGUGGGGUGUUCAGCCAUGAGGCUAACGAGGGUGAGGGGGGUGCGGAUCUUGAGGGGGAGCCGAGGGGGAAUGAUGACAGGGAGCAGGAGAGCAGCAGCACUGGGGCUGAUGGGAAACCAGGGGAGCCGGUCAGCGCAGGAGGGGCCGGGGAGCGUGACAACGAGAAGAGCCUGGGAUCGCCUGGCCGACACGCGCGGGCUCCGUCAACCCCGCUGGCUGCCGUGACGACUGAAGCUUUGGACCCCGGGCCACAGCAGCACGACUCUGAUUGGCCCACUCCACUGAAGGACCGCCCCCCGUGCGGGUCUGAAGGGACGAAGGGGGGUGGACCCCCCACAGAGAAUCAGGGGGCGCUUUACUGGCCCCAGGAGGAGGCGGCCAACCCCUGCAUCGCGGAAAUCCUGCAGCAGCUGAGAGAGACGGAGAGGGCUCUGUUUGGAGGAGAGUAGACCGCGACAGCCUGAGAUUCGCUAUCUGUGUCCAUCUUGUCUGAGGUCACAGCAUGUCCAGUAAUCAGACCAUCAUCACCACAGCAGUGACGGGCUCCCGAUUCCUGCUGGCUGGGCACAGGACUCACACUGAGAACGCCCUCCUUCUGACCUCUGACCUGUGUUCCUUCUGAACCAGGACACGCAGACAGCUGUGAGCGUGAGCUCUGGUCUCCUCUCCCUGUGCCGGUGACUCAGACAGGACAGGGCUAAUUACACCUUUGCUCCAAAUGAGGUUUGCUGUGGUUGGAUAAUUACCCAGUUACCCCCAGAUCAUUCCGGUAGGCUUUCAUUUGUUGCCCUUGGAAGUACCCAUGUGGACGUGCUCGAACCUGUGUGCGCCAGGCAUGCUGGCCUUGUGUAUUGUAGCGGAAGCACUCCCGUUGCACAGCAGUCCGAGCCGGCCCGGAGGUCACUUCGGCUGUCAGGUCGCACCAGAGCCCAGCAGUGCGUGGAACCCGACACGGAUCGAGCUGCUGUGCAGUGGGAGUCGGAAUGCAGCUUCCUUCCGCCUGUGGAGUAGCUAACGCUGGCUGUGAUGUUUGGACAGCGGGCCUCAUAACAACAUAUAAAGAACGACACCGCUAGCACUUUUUACAAGCAAAAUUGUUUCAUGUCCAAGAAAUCACAUUAUAAUAAAAGGCAAACAAAACCGUG